AUAAAUUUAUUUUCUUCAUUUGAUCCUUCUACAAAUUUAUUUAACUUAAAUUGGCUAAGAAUUAUAUUAAGUUUGAUUCUAUUACCAUCUUUUUUCUGAUUUAUUCCUUCCCGUUAUAAUAUAUCUUGAAUUAUUCUUACUAGAAGAAUUCAUAAAGAAUUAAAAAUCCUACUUCCUCAAAAUAUAAAAAGAUCAACAUUAAUUUUAUUAAGAAUUUUUAUUUUUAUUAUACUAAAUAAUUUCAUAGGAUUAUUCCCUUACAUUUUUACUAGAACUAGCCAUAUACCUAUUACUUUAAGUUUAAGAUUAAGAUUAUGACUAACUUUUAUAAUCUUUGGCAUUGCCUUUAAUACAAUAAAUAUAUUAGCUCAUUUAGUGCCCAUGGGAGCCCCUGCUCUCUUAUUACCAUUUUUAGUAAUUGUUGAAUUAAUUAGAAAUUUAAUUCGCCCAAUAACUUUAGCCAUUCGUUUAACGGCUAAUAUAAUUGCUGGCCAUUUAUUACUAACCUUAUUAGGAAAUAUAGGUCAAUAUAUAAAUUUUCUAACAAUUAAUGUUUUAAUUUUUAUUCAAAUUUUAUUAUUAAUUUUAGAAUCCGCAGUGAGCUUAAUUCAAGCAUAUGUAUUUUCUAUUCUUAUUACUCUUUAUGCUAGAGAAAUUCAUUAA
Cylas formicarius (sweet potato weevil) is the source of this 663-nucleotide messenger RNA. NCBI's taxonomy places the organism in Eukaryota, Metazoa, Arthropoda, Insecta, Coleoptera, Brentidae. The record is from the annotation of a RefSeq genome assembly.